Molecule: messenger RNA, 825 nt
Organism: Strongylus vulgaris
Lineage: Eukaryota; Metazoa; Nematoda; Chromadorea; Rhabditida; Strongylidae
Source: the annotation of a GenBank genome assembly
AUGAAUUUUAGUUGCGAUGAACAGAAGAAACUGAAUGUGGACGAACCGAUCACGUUGACCAUCUCGCCAAAAAUCUGGAAUCUCCUUGAAACCAAAGCAGAUAUUAUCAACAAUGCUUUGAAAUCGAUCACUUUUCCAGAAUUCAGCGGAAGGAAAAGCUUGAUCAAGUAUCGCGUCUGGGAUGGAAAAAUCGAACACUUUACUGUACCCAAAACUGGAGUUUCUUUCCAAGAUAUGAACAAUGGAAUCCACUUAAGUAUGAAGAAUGUGCAAUUUCGUGUUAGUGUCAGAGGCAGGAUAGAGAUUGGUAAGAAAGUGUUUGGAAAAUGGGUGCGUAUAGCACGUAUGAGUGGAGAAAUUAAAGCAAAGUCUGAAAGUGCGGAACUGGACAUUAAAUUGACAUGGAAUGACUUCAGUUUCACUCCUACUGUAACAAUGAACUCAAAUGUUCGUGUUGAUUUUACCGACAAUCUAAGAAAAUUAAACUUUCUUAGAAGUGAAGUACAGAAAAGGGUCAGAUCUAUGGUGAACAGCAAAGUUCCAGAAAAGAUCGCUGAGGCAAUACAACGACAAGUGAAUCCGCGCCUACAAAAGCUUAAGCAAAAAAUGGCCGAAAAAGGUUAUAAGAAUUACGAUAUUGAGUGGAUAGUCCAGAAUAACAUACUACGAGUAGCUGUUAAGCCCAAAAGCGGAAGUGGAAAUGUUUCGCCUGUGAAACCUAUUGACAACAUGGUGUGCGUAAAUGCAAACAUAGUGGCAGUGUUCGAUGCGCUACCACGACGAAAAAGAGAGGCUACGGUAAGAUUUUUACCGGCUAAAUGGUAA